GCCGCACACGCCCUUCAGGUCUUCGAGGCCCAACUGACGCUGCUAGAAGAGGAGACCCAGAGCAGAAUGUCGUCGAAUCUGCAGGAGGGAGCGGUUGGUGCUGGUUCGAGCAUGACUUCUGCAGCAGGCGGACAUCAUAUCUUCUCAUCCUUCCCGCCGUCCACGCACACCUCCUCCGCCUACGGCACCACAGUACAAUUCGGAGACUCUUCGUCUUCCUGGCCGAUGACGCCUGCGCAGGGCUCCUCAGGGUCAACUAGCAUGACACGAGACAAGAAGCACUAAUAUCGGUCCCCGGUCGGAGGUGCACCACGAGAGCCUUGUCAGACCGCCCAAUCUUUGCUGGGCCCAAUCAAUCCAUCUCACCAUCACGGCCCCGCAACAUUUUAGACUUGGAGAAAAAGCCAGUCGUAUUGUUCAAGAACAACAAUUUCGCCCACGAACGGUUCUCUCUUCAGGCAGAGCGGCCCAGCUCGGUCAUGGCUCUGCCAGCAACAAUUAUAAAGAAAGCAAGAAAGGAGAAAAAGAAAAAGAAAAGCAUCGCAGUAUACGGAGUCACCUUUCGCCUUCUCGAGAGAGCAGACAUCCUGCAUAACGAAGAUAGCCGGUGCUGCGUAUAGCUGCACUCCCAAAUGGGGAUCGACCACGUUGCCGACCGCUACCAUGUGUUCGCACAAGUUGUGCGGCGCAUUCGAGACUCAUGUGGACCGCCAGGAAAUCAAACCAAAGAGUCUCCAACAGCUUGGGCAUGUCGACCGUUUGGGAAGUUGUGGCGUCGCAGACUGUGCUGCUAAUGUUGCAAAGACAUCUAAUGAAUUACACGAUAGCGAAUAUUGAUUUCAGGGGAGGCGUAGAAGGAGGAGUGUGCAGUUCGAAAUAAUAAACGGCGGAAACAAUAGAGUCUCAUGAGUUGGUCACGGCAGACAAACUCUGCCAGCCACUAUGGCUGCUGCUCGUAACAUAGUAAUUAGAGGAGGAAAGAAAACACCGAAGAAGACGUGGCAUUUGAUCGUCGAUUGUAUCUAAGCAUCGUGGCAUGCGUCACGCUAAUUUUAUUGGUAUG
Messenger RNA from Cryphonectria parasitica EP155, 1063 nucleotides. RefSeq lists its product as uncharacterized. NCBI's taxonomy places the organism in Eukaryota, Fungi, Ascomycota, Sordariomycetes, Diaporthales, Cryphonectriaceae. Bases 67 to 285 code for a protein of 72 amino acids. The record is from RefSeq and is a predicted model, not a curated record. The transcript has a single exon.